Messenger RNA from Lasiosphaeria miniovina, 741 nucleotides. RefSeq lists its product as uncharacterized. Lineage: Eukaryota; Fungi; Ascomycota; Sordariomycetes; Sordariales; Lasiosphaeriaceae. Bases 1 to 741 code for a protein of 246 amino acids. The transcript is spliced from 2 exons. The record is from RefSeq and is a predicted model, not a curated record.
AUGUUCGCCUCCAUCAUCACCCUCGCCGGCUUCCUCGCCGCUGCCACCGCUCUGCCCGCCAGCGGCCUCUACCGUGCCAACAACACUGCCGCAGGUGCCGCCGGUGCUGCCGGUGCCGCCAGCGCGGACUGGGCCUGCUCUGGCAGCAGCACGUACACGGAGGGCGACAGCGACCAGGGCAAGGGCGUGUGGAUCAAGAACUCGGACAGCCAGCGCCGUGGGUUCUACGCGUACCACAACAGCUGCGACGCGGUGCCGUUCAAGCACAUCUGGAUCAACGGGGGCGACACGCGCUUCAUCUCGUUCCCUGACCGCUGGGAGGGCCGCAUCACGCGCGGCGACGACGGCAGCAACCUCAACGGGCAGCCGCAGCUGCUGGCGACGUGGCUCGAGUUCAGCUUGGACCAGAACGGCUGGAUCUGGGGCGAUGUUUCUCUGAUCCGCGGCACCGACGGCGCUGUGCGCAUAUGGACCAGCGACGGCUCCAACCAGGAGCGCGGCUUCUCCCAGAACGUCAUUGACAGUGCCCCAGGCAACGUCGUUGCCUACAAGCCCAACGGCGCGCGUGUCAUCAUGAAUACCGAGGGUCCCGGCGGCGCCAUCACCCCGGCCCGCGACUACCUCCUCAAUGUCGUCGGCGCCGGAAACGCCUACAUCGACGACGCCCACGGCAACCCCGUCAUCACGUCGACCAACGGCCGCUUCGGCACUGAGUGCUACAACUACCCGUGGUGGCUAUGA